Messenger RNA from Oldenlandia corymbosa var. corymbosa, 5031 nucleotides. Lineage: Eukaryota; Viridiplantae; Streptophyta; Magnoliopsida; Gentianales; Rubiaceae. The record is from the annotation of a GenBank genome assembly.
AUGGCUAACAAAGAAAAAGAAGAUCAAGCUCCAUUUUCUCCAACAAAUCCGUCUCCAUCAUCAUUCCCUUCAGAAAACCAAAACCCUCUUGAAGGAAUGGGUUCUGGCCAAAAAAAUGUUGAUCAGCUUGGUUUGGAGAUGGAGAACAACAACUCCUCAUCUGCUUCAAUGUCCCAUAGCCCUGCUUCUGUAACCCCCAAGACAGUGAAGCGUUUUGUGCCUAAGAGGUCGGUAAUCUGUCGUUCGACGACUUCUCGUUGGAGACAGAUGCAUUUUGAAACUUUGUCACAAAACUUCAAGCCGAUUCCUUUUACUCCCAAAAGGGAGACUUUAGAAAUGGCUUCGAAACACAAAAGUUUCCUCACUCAUUUAGGCCUGUGGGACUUUCUGAAUCUGAAUUUCGGCCAUGAGAUUCGAACCGACCUCAUUAAAGAACUAGUUGUCUGCUACAACCCUGGAAAGUUCUACAGUAGUGUGCAUGGUAUGCGGAUUACUCUUGGCCCUGCUGCUUUGGCUGAUGCCCUUUGUUUGAGGCCAAGAAGAUUUGUUGAUGGUAAAUUGGAUAAGCAAGAUGGCGUUGUUUUGGUUACUCAAGAUGAGGCUUCUUUUCUUGAAGAACUUAUCAGUAAGGUUUUGAUUUUGAACGAUGAAGAUUGUGGGGUUUCUAACGAGGAUUGCGUACCCAAGUUUAGUGGGUCCCCGAAAGCCAUCAGGUUUCAGGAUACAUAUUGGGCUGGGAUGAUUUGGGGCAUGGUGAAGAAAGAAUUGUCCAAAGGGAAAACUUUAGGUAACUGUUACUAUGCGUCUCACUUGCAGCUUUUGCUAAUGCACCAGAAGCCUCAGUUGUUUGAGAUGCAAGAGGAGGAGAAUACAGUGGAUAAAUGUUUCAAGAGGAGGAGGAAUUUUUUUGAGAGGUUCACGGAAGAGAAAAAACUAUGUUUUGAAAGUGGAGAUGAAAAAAGAAGAAAGUGUGUUGUUACUGACAGUGAAAUGGAUUGCCCAGCAGUGGAUUCGGCGUGUUAUGGCACUUGGAAUGUCUCUGAAGCUCAUAAAGACAUUCAAGAAAUUCAUGAGGAUGGAGUGGGAGUUGAAGGACGAUUGACUGAUUCAGUGACCUAUAAGAUGGAUGAUUUGAGUAGAGCUGAAAUAGAUUGCCAGCCUAGUACCUUGAUCUCAAAGGAAGAACUAGGUGAAACUAAUUUAUAUCCAGGUGAGAUGCUUGCGCAUGCUGUUAAUGGGGAGAUUACUGUUCCACAUGAAAUUUUGGGGCCAGAAACAGAGCAUAGUGCCAUAAAGAAAUUAAGUAUAGAGUGUGGCCAGAGCAAAAAUGAUCUUGUGGUGAAUGAAGAAGCAUGCCAGAGUGAUGCAGUUGAUUCACUUGACAACAGAGAGAAGUUGUUGCCCAACUCACAGGUUUUUCUGAGCGAAAUGAAGCAUGUUAGUGAAAGUGACAUUCCUUCUAAGGCUACAGAUUGUCAGGAGAGGAACACUGAAGAAAAUGUUGAACCAAAAGUGAGUGAUGUGAAUAAUUUUCUAAAUUUAGUAAGUAAAGAGAGUACAGAGGUUACUCUGAAUGCCUCUGAGGGGAGUUCUGGGAGUCAAAUUGUUGAAGAGAGAAGAAAAGAGAAAGUGAUGGAUUUGGACCAAAGGGCUUGGAGAUUGGUGCACUGCAACAGGGAAGAUGUGAUGAAAGUUGAAGAAAAUGCAGCAGGAUGUGUAGCUAACUAUGGUAACUCACAUGAGGUUCAGUGUGAAAGAGAAUAUGAUCCGACUGAAGAUCAGGUCCCUGAAGUAGAAUGCAAAGCCAGUGUUGGUACUUCACUUGAUGAUGCGGUGGAAAAUAAGGCAAAUGGAGCUGCACCAGAAGCCAGUAUUGGAGAUUCACUUGAGCUGCACUGUGAGAAACAAGACGAUAGUAUAGAAGAUAAGGCAAAUGAAGCAGCAUCUGAAGCCAAUAUUGGUGGUUCACUUGAAUUUUGCUGUGAGAAAGAGAACUACAUUCCGGAAGAUAAGGCUAAUGAUGCAGAAUGUGUAGUCGGUGUCAACAACUCCCUUAGGGAGGAAUUGCAGAAUGUACAGAAUCAGCAUGAACUUGAACUUCAAUUUAAGAGAGGAAGUGACUGCAUAGAAGGCAGUUUAACUGAUUCUGGUGGUGAUUUGAUGGAUUCCAAAGAAGUUGCUUUGAACGUUGCUGCUGACUAUAAUGCAAAGGAAUCCACUGUUUCUAUGGACUUGUUAAUGACUAAGGACCGGCCGCAAAGAGAAGGUUCAACUGAUUUGUUUGGUGGGGUAAAUGUCCUGGAUGAGACCACUGAAGCAUUGUCAGAAGCCAACGUUGGCAAAUCACUUGAUUUUCACUGCAAGAAAGAGAACUAUGUUCUGGAAGAUAAGACUUAUGUGACAGAUUGGGCAGUCAAUGUUAAUGUUACACUUAGAGAGGAAUUGCAGAAUGUACAGGAUCAGCAUGAACUUGAACUUCAAUUGAAGAGUGUAAGUGACUGCAAAAGAGGCAGUUUAACUGAUUCUGGCGGUCAUGAGAUGGAUUCACAAGAAGUUGCUUUUGCUGCUAGCAAUAGUAUAGAGGAGGUAGAAUCCACUGCUGCUAUGGACAUGUCAAUGACUCAGGAAGCCCCUAAGGAGGGGCUGCAGAGAAAAGUUUCAGCUAAUUUUAUGUCCAGUGGUGUAGAUAUUUCGGAUAGGCAAGAACUGAGCAUUGACCCUGUUAACUUUGGACCGUAUCAUGAAAAGAAUGGAAAGAAGUCUGUUUUGGAGAGUUCAGGCGUGGAGGAUAUGCAUGCAGUUAAUGAGGUAGUUGAUACUUCAGAUGAUCUUUCUGCCAUGGAAAUGGAUCCUGGUCGUAGUAAAUUGAGGUUGAUGCAAUGCGGUAAAGAAGAUGUUAAAUUGAAACUCUUGGUGAACGAGGCAGUAUGUGAUGCACAACCUGGUGAUUUGCUUGACAACAAAGAAAAAGAGUUGCACAAGGUAGAUGUUUCUGAUGAACAUAGCACCGAGUGUGUUGGUAGUUUGAUGGAGGGAGUCAAGAGGGAGGAACCAUGCCAAUACACAGAAAGAAGUGAAGGAAAUCACGAGUCUCUAGCAAGUGGUCUGCAUGAAGUUCUUGCAGCUGGUAUGAAUUACACGCAAGUUGAAUCAACCGCAAUGCCGGGGAAGAAUGAAAGUGGUAAUGUUCCCAAAUCUGAAGGAGUGGCAACAGCCUGUAUGUAUGAGAACAAAGAUCAAGGGGAAUGCCUUAUGUCUGAAGGGUUUGUGUUGCAGCACUUUGCUGAAAGCAACAUUGAGGAAUGCCCAGCCCCUAAAGAAACAGCGCCUGCUCUAGGUACUCUGUGUGGAGAAAAAAACCAACUUGCGGAGAGCAGCCUUUAUCGGUCUGAUGAUGUACAAUUGACUGGCAUGAAAGACAUGAUUCACAACCAGCCAUUCUAUGAAAUUGAUCACUCUUUCAUGGUGCCCCCAAUAUCGAGCUCAAAUGCACCUGUGCAAAAACUGAUCCCAACUUUUCCUGGACAGGCCCUGCAAAACCAGGAUAUCAGUGGAAGUGGAGUUUCUGUGAAACAUUUUGCAUCUGAUAAUGGUCAAUAUGAACAUGGGGCUGAAACCGAAAGGCCGAUUGAUUAUCAUGAGUCGAUGGACCUUGAUUUCAUCUCUGGACAGCUUGAUCUUUGGAUGACAGACCUGAAAAAUGCAGCUCAGAGAAAGGUUAAAGCAACUCAUGAACGUAACGCAAUGCUCCUGAAAAAACUUGAAGAGCAGAGCUUACUAAUUCAACAGCGUGAGACACUGAGGCAGACUGAAGAGGUGCAGAAACAAAAGGAUAACAGUAAGUAUGAGAGGGAACUGCACCUCAUGAAGGAUGUUCUGGAAGGUUAUAGAAAAGCUCUGAAAGAAAACCAGAAAUCGUUUGCAAAAUAUAGGAAGAAAUGUCGAUUGCCUGACCAGUCUCUUUAUAUGGACCAUCCAAAUGGUGGUGGCCGAAUGAUGCUCGUCUCUGACUGGAAAGAGGUUAUGCAGAAACGUCAAGAGGAUGCAAUCGAAGCUAUGGUGAAAAAGUUUGAGGAGGAAUGUAUUGGGAAGCUGGAACAUCACUCUAAACAGAUAGAAGGCCUUGAACUUGCUGUCAUCGGAUUGAAAUCGAAGGAAGCAGAACGAACGACUUCUUCUUCUUACAUUCAUCCAUCCAAUCACCAUUCAAGAGAUUUUUCUUUGAAUCGGCCAUCAGAAAGGAUGGAUUUUGCACAAAGUGAUGAUCCACUUGGUCUGGGAAACUCAUCUGCAUCAUUUUCCCAUAGUCCUGAUUCAAAAUCUCAGGGAAAGGUUUCCAUGGAUCCACUUGAGAUUCGAACUGAUCUCAUCAAAGAGCUAGUGGUUUGCUAUGACCCUGAAUGGCCUAAUUGGAGUAAAGUGUACGGUGCCCAUAUCAAUCUGGGCCCUGCUCCUCUGGCUCAUGCUCUUUCUUUGAGGGCUAGAAGAUAUAAGGUUGUUCCAAAACUGAAUGGCCAAGACUGUAAUGUAGAAAUUUCUCCAGUGCAGGCUUCUUUCCUGGAACAACUCAUUUGGGGUUGCCUGAUUUUGAAAGAUGGAGAUUCUGAAGUUGAUAGUUGUGGUUACAUAGAAAAGUUUUGUGAGCUGGUGAAAGAGGAGCUUUUAUUGAAACACCAGAGGCCUGAUUUGUUUGAAGAGGAAAAUACAGUGGUUAGGAGAGAAGAAUCUCUUGAGAAGCUCCCUGAAAAGAAAGAACUCUGUUCAGAAGAAGAAGCUACGGAGCUGCAGAGUGGUGCUGACUUGGUGGAUGAGAAAUAUGGUGUUGAGCAACAGAUGGAAGAUGAAAAGAGAAGAAACAAUGUAACUAUUGACAGUGGAAUGGAUUGCCAGACAGUGGAUUCGGACAAUGUUACUGGGAAUAUCCUUGAAGCUCCUCCCAUGGACUACUUAAAAGUUGAUGAAGGAUCAACUGAGUUGAUGAUGACCAAUACUAGGAGGAUGUUUGAUUUAAACACAACAUACAUAGAAUAA